Messenger RNA from Carassius auratus (goldfish), 2342 nucleotides. RefSeq names its product gastrula zinc finger protein XlCGF8.2DB. Gene Ontology annotation, molecular function: DNA-binding transcription factor activity; RNA polymerase II cis-regulatory region sequence-specific DNA binding. Gene Ontology annotation, biological process: regulation of transcription by RNA polymerase II. Bases 179 to 1351 code for a protein of 390 amino acids. Lineage: Eukaryota; Metazoa; Chordata; Actinopteri; Cypriniformes; Cyprinidae. The transcript has 2 exons. The record is from RefSeq and is a predicted model, not a curated record.
AGAUUAACGUUGUUUUUUAGUGAUGAGUGAUUGCUGGCUUAAUACAAGCUGUUAGAAAUUAUGUUUCUGUAAAUAUUAAAAUACAGUUUUUUGAAUCAGGUCAAUAUUCUCAUCUUCACAGUCGUGAGUAAGUUUGUAAACAAGCAGGAAUAUCUGGAGGAGUAUAUCAGCUGUGAAGAUGAUGUUUGUUAAAGAAGAGAGUGAGGAGAAAACGAUUAAAGCAGAACCCUGGAUAAUAAAACACGAGGAACAAAGAGGCCUGAUGAACGUGAAAGAAGAAGAAGAUCUAAAUAAAGUGGAGGAGAAAUAUCAGUGUCAGAAUGUCAUCAUUGAAGGAACAUCAGUGAAUUGCUCCAAAACUGAAAAAAGUUGCUCGCAACAAAACAUUCAAAGAAAAGAAGUCAAAAUGCCUUUCAGCUGCUCUCAGUGUGGAAAUGCAUUCACUCGUAAAAACUACCUUAAGAAUCACAUGAAAAUUCAUACUGGAAUAAAGCCUUUCACCUGCUCUGAGUGUGGAAAGAGUUUCACACAGAAAAGAAAUCUUGACGAACACAUGAUGAUUGUUCAUGCUGGAAAAAGGCCUUUCACCUGCUCUGAAUGCGGAAAUACAUUCACACGCAAAGAAUGCCUUAAAAAUCACAUGAAAAUUCAUGUUGGAAUAAAACCUUUUGUCUGCUCUCAGUGUGGAAAGACUUUCAUUCAGAAAAGACAUCUUAACGAGCAUUUGCUAACUCACACUUCAGAAAAGCCUUUCACCUGCUCUCAGUGUGGAAAAUCUUUGUCACGUAGAGAGAGUCUGAAGAAUCACAUGUUAAUUCAUGCUGGAAUAAAGCCUUUCGUCUGCUCUCAGUGUGGAAGGAGUUUUACACAGAAAAAACAACUUAAUGAGCAUUUGCUAACUCACAGUUCAGAAAAGCAUUUCACCUGCUCUCAGUGUGGAAAGUCUUUGUCACGCAGAGGAAGUCUGAAGAAUCACAUGUUAAUUCAUGCUGGAAUAAAGCCUUUCGUCUGCUCUCAGUGUGGAAAGAGUUUCACACAAAAAAAACAACUUAACGAGCAUGUGCUGAUUCACACCUCAGAAAAGUCUCUCACCUGCUCUACGUGUGGAAACACUUUUACACGUAAAGAAACCCUAAAGAAUCACAUGUUAAUUCAUAUGGGAAUAAAGCGUUUUAGCUGCUCUCGGUGUGGAAACGCUUUCAGCCAUAAAGCAAGCCUUUGGAAUCACAUGAAAAUUCAUACUGGAAUAAAACCUUUUAGCUGCUCACAGUGUGGAGGCAGUUUUACUCAGAAAAGAAGACUUAAUGAGCAUAUGUGUAUUCACACAGAAAAGUCUUUUAUCUGUCCUUAGUGUGGAAAUUCUUUCACAUGUAAAGGAACCCUUGAGAGACAUGUUAAUUAAUACUGGAAAAAAGCUUUUUACUUGCUUUCAGUGACUAUGUUUACAUGGACAUCAGUAAUUUAAUUAUUUACCUUAUGCUGAAUAAGACAGAUUUAUGAUUUAAGGUGUUUACAAGCUGCUACAGUUCUUGAAACAAAGUUACUUGCUGGACCUCCAAUACAUUCGAAACACAUAGCAGACCGUCAUCACGGACCCCCUCAGCAUGCAGUUAAUACCAAGAUUAUAGCCACAAACCAAAACUGAUCAACAGACUAAUCAAUAGCACAAACAGGGAGCAUCUCAUAUUUCUGCGGUAGCAUCCUUUACCCCAGAUAUGACUAUGACAAGGCUUGCAAACACUGGUGUUCUGGCACCCCCUAUACAUCUUUAGAACAGGUUUGAAAGUUUAAGGAAUGUGGGUGAGAAAUCCCCAAAUGUGACUGAACAUGGAUCAAAUCAGAUUCAUAACAGGCGCUCAAGGACGAGCUGACAGAGCCAUUCAGCUCAGAGCACAGUCGAGCUCAGGACUCUGAUAGUGGGCGACUCUGUUAUCAGAAACAUCCGUAGCAGGACUAUAACUUGCUGCUUUCUAAAAGCAACCAUCUGUGAUGUGAACAGGGAACUUCAGAACAUUCUGAUGAAGCACAAGACUGCAAAUCAAAUCAUCAUCCAUUUGGGGAAGAAUGAUAUUCGGAAAGAGCAGUCAGAACUCCUUAAGAAGGACUUCAGUGAACUCCUUGAAACACUUUGAAGACUUGUCAUUCAUAAGUGGACCACUCCCAGCAAGGGGAACUAAUAUGUUUCCACAGUUACUUGGGCUAAAUACAUGGCUACAAAGAACAUACAGUAUAAAACUUAAAGGGUUAGUUCACCCGGAUAGCAAAUUAAUGUAAUUAAUAACUCACCCUCAUGUUGUUCCAAACCCGUGAGACUUCCGUUUAUCUUUGGAACACAGUUUAAG